This is a messenger RNA of Lycium barbarum (goji berry), 975 nucleotides long. RefSeq lists its product as uncharacterized. The record is from RefSeq and is a predicted model, not a curated record. The transcript has a single exon. NCBI's taxonomy places the organism in Eukaryota, Viridiplantae, Streptophyta, Magnoliopsida, Solanales, Solanaceae. The coding region runs from base 1 to 975 and encodes 324 amino acids.
AUGGCUGACACCUCCAAGUUGCAUCCUGCGACUACCGUCACCAAUAUCAAAUCAUGCAUUCCUAUUGUGCUUGACUACGAAGGAAGUCAAUACAAUAACUGGGCUACCCUCUUCAAGCUCCAUUGUCGUGCAAACUUGGUCAUUGACCACAUCUUACCUCCUGCCUCCCCAACUGUGCCACCACCGGCAACUGCAGUCGAAAAACUUGCUGCUAAGGCCCUAUGGGAACGGCUAGAUGACAUUGUUCGGCAAUGGAUAUAUGGUACGAUAUCGAAUGAUCUUCUCAACACGAUCAUUCAUCAAGAGGACACCGCAGCCGAAGCUUGGGACCGUCUUGUUCAUCUCUUUCAGGACAACAAAUCGGCUAGGGCUCUUGCUCUUGAUGCAAAAUUCACCAACACAAAAUUGGUGGAUUUUCCAAAUGUGAAAGCAUACUGCACCAGGCUGAAAGUUCUUGCAGACAAUCUCGCCAACGUCGGUCACAAAGUUUCCGACGAACGACUUGUGCUUCGUCUUCUACGAAGGUUGUCGGAGGAAUAUAAAACUUUUCGCACGACGGUGCAGCACCGUACUCCUCUCCCAUCUUUUGACGUUGUCCGAUCGAUGCUUGAGCUUGAGGAGGAUAGCCAUGCCGAGGACGCCAUUCACGACUCCGACUCCAAUGCUGCUCUUGUUUCCCACAAUGUUACUCCUCAGAAUUUCUCAGGAAAUGGACAUCCCAAUAACUCUGCAAAUAACUUCAACAAUCGUGGGAAUUCGCAGAAUCGUGGAAAGAAAAAUAACCACGGUCGCAGCGGCGGCAACCGUAACAACCGCGGUUGCAGCGGCGGCAACCGCAACAACCGCGGUGGCAGCGGCAAUGGACAAAGCAGCGGCGGGGGCAGCCGCACCAAUGCACAGGCAUACCAGCCCGCCGCGUCACAGCAGCAGGGACCCGCUGCCCCGUCGUGGUAUUUUCCACCGUGGGCAGCUUGA